UCCGACUCCGAGCUGCGCCUCCCAUGGAGUCCGUCGCGAUCGCCACCACCUCCCGCUCCCUCCCGAUCCGCUUCCCGCCGGCAGCGCCGCGGCGGCGCCGCGUCUCCGUCGCCGCCAAGCGGCGAGACGACGAGGCGGACGGCGAGGCGGCGAGAGGCUCCAGGACGUCCUCAGCCGGCGGCGGCGGGGGCGCCGGGCGCCGCGAGCCCGCCGGCCUCGCGCCGUACGGGCUCUCCGUCUCGCCCUUCUCCAAGGACGCGGCGAUGGGGCUGGUGAUGAGCGCGGCGACGGGGAGCGGCUGGACGACGGGGUCGGGGAUGGAGGGCCCGCCGACGGCGGGCGGCGCGGGCCGGCCCGAGGUGUCCACGCUGCCGUGGUCGCUCUUCACCAAGUCCCCGCGGCGGAGGAUGCGGGUGGCCUUCACCUGCAACGUGUGCGGGCAGCGCACCACCCGCGCCAUCAACCCGCACGCCUACACCGACGGCACCGUCUUCGUUCAGUGCUGCGGCUGCAACAUAUUCCACAAGCUGGUGGACAACCUGAACCUGUUCCACGAGAUGAAGUGCUACGUCGGCCCGGACUUCCGCUACGAGGGGGAUGCGCCGUUCAACUACCUUGACGGCGGCGAGGACGGCGACAACAUCUUUCCAGUCCUCUAAUCUGCGUCCCGGUGCAUGACGGUGCUCUAAUUUCGCGCCAGCGCAGUUAGCUCUAUGUUAAUAAACACUAGGCUGUAUGUUGGUGUGGAACGGCGCCGUUCAGAACUUGUAUAUAUGCAGUACAGAUGUAUAUAAAUAGCACAAGUGCAGUGGAUAAUGUGAUGAUAAUAACAAGAUACCGAGAAUUCACUGCGU
Molecule: messenger RNA, 854 nt
Organism: Lolium rigidum
Lineage: Eukaryota; Viridiplantae; Streptophyta; Magnoliopsida; Poales; Poaceae
Exons: 4
Coding region: 24-659 (211 amino acids)
Biological process (GO): protein folding; protein import into mitochondrial matrix; protein stabilization
Cellular component (GO): mitochondrion
Molecular function (GO): protein-folding chaperone binding; zinc ion binding
Source: RefSeq, a predicted model, not a curated record